AUGCUUUGGUCGAGAACCUGGUUUGCAACCAAGCAGGCUCCGGUGUUUCAAUUGGCAGUCUCAACGUAUCUGCGGAAAUAUCCAACAUUGUGGGUCUCAUCAGUUGAAGCUCGCAAUAUCAGCAUUAUCCAGGGCAACAACAUCGCAUUCAUCAAGACGUAUCCUGGAGGAUCUGGUUACGUUAGAGAUGUCACAUUUGAAAACUUCCGGUCCCUGAACAGCCUGUACGGAUUGGACAUCAACCAAUACUGGCAAAACACUUGGGAGCCUGACACCGGUUCCGUGACAUUGAGCAACCUUGUUUUCAAGAACUUUUCAGGAUCGGUUGCCGAUGGAGCACUCCGCCCACCAUUGUAUCUGUUUGCCAGUGACUUGACCUUUGCAACAAACGUCACCGUGGAGGAAUUCUCUGUAUGGACUGAGACUGGUACAACAGUCGUGAAUAAGAUCAGCAAUAUCUUUGGCACUGGAGAUGACAGCUAUGGAGAAAAUGACGGCAUUCAAACUCUGCAAUCUGGAGAGUCGCCGUAUACAUACACUAGCACCUAUACUAUUACGGCUUCUCCGACCAAUUGGCAAGCUCCAUCAACCCCAACAUGGGCCUUACCGAGCACUGGAUAUGGAACGGCGUCACCCAUCCCGGUCUAUACUCCUGCACCCCUUUGGCGUCCUGGUGGAAUAGACUACAAUCUUCAUUACUGGGGAAGCUUUUAG
Molecule: messenger RNA, 714 nt
Organism: Aspergillus luchuensis
Lineage: Eukaryota; Fungi; Ascomycota; Eurotiomycetes; Eurotiales; Aspergillaceae
Exons: 4
Coding region: 1-714 (237 amino acids)
Biological process (GO): carbohydrate metabolic process
Molecular function (GO): polygalacturonase activity
Source: RefSeq, a predicted model, not a curated record